Akanthomyces muscarius is the source of this 2190-nucleotide messenger RNA. RefSeq lists its product as uncharacterized. The record is from RefSeq and is a predicted model, not a curated record. The coding region runs from base 1 to 2190 and encodes 729 amino acids. The transcript has a single exon. NCBI's taxonomy places the organism in Eukaryota, Fungi, Ascomycota, Sordariomycetes, Hypocreales, Cordycipitaceae.
AUGGCGUCCACAGAACAGCAGUUUCUCGCCCUCUUGAGAAGCGACCACAUCAAAGACCACCUCCUCCCGCACCUUUCCACGACUGACCUCUGCGCCGUCCGGCAGUCCUCCUCGGCCUGCUGCAACCUGCUCACCAAGCGCCUCUUUACCCGCAUCCAUGUUACCUUUUCCGCCGCCACCUUUACCAAACCCUGCCGCGUGGCCGCCCUGGGGCGCAUCGGGCACCACGUCGAGCACCUGACGUUUUACCUGCCGCACUCGGACACGACCUUUCUCCCGCCGCUCGUGCACCCGCAGACGGGCCAGGAGAUAUCCUUCCUCUACACGCCGCACACGAGCAUGGGCUCGGCGCUGACAAGGCCAAAGUACGCCAACAGCGAGCUCGGCGACAUCCUCACCCAGCAGUACCCGCCGCUGUUCCACGCGGCGACCAACGUGCCCAGCUUCAUCCACGCCUUUGCGCACCUCGCGCGCAUCCGCCACCUGACGGUGCGCUGCCCGGGCCAGAACCCGGCGGAGCGCUACCGCCGGGACAUUGUCGACUACGCGCUCAUCAGCCUGCGCAUCGCCGUCGAGCGCGCGCCGCUGACGACGCUGCACAAGCUGUCGCUGUCGAGCCUGCACCCCUCGGCGCUCGGCUACCUGCGGCACGUCAACGGCAUCGGCAGCGUGCCGUCGGCCGGCCGCCGCUGGCAGCAGAUCCGCAAACUGCACAUGUCGAUUGAGUCGUGGGACUUUGGCAGCGCGGCGGCGCCCGGCCGCGACCACCUCAAGAUCAUGGACGACUACAUCCGCGCGCUGGCGCCGCGCCUCGAAAAGUUUUCCUUUUCUUGGAUCGGCGCCAAGGGGCCCUGCCCGAUCGCGCUGGCCGCCGAUCCGCUGUUUGCGCCGCCGCGCGCCUCGCAGAAGCUCUUCCACGAGGUCACGUCGCCCAUGUCGCCGCUGCCCGUGCGCCCGCAGCUGCGCGCGCCUAUCCACAUGCCGGCGCUGCGGUAUCUGCAGAUCCGCAACACGGCCAUGAACGCGCCGCAGCUGCGCCACCUCAUCAGCGCGCACCAGGCGACGGUCAAGGAGUACGACCUGGACAACGUCUCGCUCACGGACAAUGGCCGCUGGGAGGAGGCGCUGGCGCCCGUCCGCGAGGAGCGCGCGUGGUCGCUGCACAACAGCAGCAGCAGCAGCCCGUCGCUGGCCACCAAGGCGUCGCAGUACAGUCUCGUGACGAGCGAGAGCUCCGACGACCUGCCCGCCAGCCCCAGCGCCGCGGUCGAGGCCGUCGGCAGGGAACUGCUGGAGCUUGACGUCGGCGCGUACGGGUUCGAUGACGAUGAAAAGACGGUCAUUGAGGAGCUGACGGCCGAGGACAUGGCCGCGCCGAGCGAGGCCGGCAGCACGGGCUUCACCACCAGGAUCAGGAAGAAGAAGCGCUCCAAGCACCGCCAUGGCCAUGAGCAUGAGCACCACCGCAACAAGCGCAAGCACAGCCGAAGCGCCAGCGAGCCAGACCACAAGUCGACGCCGCCGCCACCCCCCCCUCUGCCCCGUUCAUACUCUUCCUCUUCACAACUCUCCUCCUCAUCCGCCUCCCCUCUGCGCCGCCACCGUCGCCCAUCUCACUCCUCCUCAUCCGCUUCGCAGCGCAAGGCAUCCCUCGAGACGAUCCGUGCGCCCAUCACCAUCCCCGACCCCUUCAUCUCGGCGCCCAUCCUCUCCUCGGAGCCGCGGCCGGUGCUGCUCCUGCAGCCGACCGUGUACGACCCCAGCGCGCCGAGGCAGCCAUCGCCGCCGUGCGCAAACGGGGACGACGGCAUCACCGCCGUGCAGCGCAACCUGGAGCAGGAGGAGGCGCACCGGCUGCUGGCCGAGGACGCGUCCGCGCGCGUCAGCGCCCUGCAGCGCGCCAAGGAGGCCGUCAUGACGAAGCUGACGCGCGAGUUCUCCAGAAAGCUCGGUCACAAGUCGAACAGCAGUGGCGGCGGUCACUACGCGCAAAGCCAGCAGCACCGCGGCUAUGGCGGCGGCGGUGGGAACAACAGCAGCGCCGUCGCGGCGUGUCGCUUGAUGGCGGGCAGGGACCUCCUCAGCGGCAGCGGCAGCUAUUACACGGGCAACAGCAGCUUCGUGCUCGAGGACAGGCGCACCAUGGAUAGCCAGACGGCCAUGGUGCCGCUCAUGUUUAGCCGCGCCUGA